AUGGCACAAGUGGUGCUUGCUGUGGAGAUCUGCAGCAGCAGCAGCCGCCGCGUGGUGAAGCACCAGUGGGACAUUAACAACGCGACGCCCGAAUCGGAGGAGGAGGAGGAGGAGGGCGGCAGUCGCGGCAGACCCUCGCCGGUCUCCUUGGGCGCUCCCGAUCCGAUCGGCGAGCCGCCCCUUCAGCCUUUUCCUUCGGAGGAGCCGGACUUGGUGAUCGAGGUGUCCGGCCGGCGGAUCCGGGCGCACAAGGCGGUGCUGGCGGCCAAGAGCGACUAUUUCCGCGCCCGCUCCUCGCGGGACAUCCUGCGCGUCAAGGGGGUGAGCUACGGGGCGCUGCGCCUGCUGCUGGAGUACGUCUACACGGCGCGCAUGGGCGAGGUGCGGCACGACAACCUGGCCGAGGUGGUGAGCGGCGCCCGCGUGCUCCAGAUGCCCUGCGCCCUGCACUGCGCCGCCGAGGCCAUGCGGGCCCAGCUCAGCCUCGACAACUGCUACCAGCUGCUCUGCCUGGCCAAGAAGCAGCGGCUGGCCGAGCUGCGCGAAGCCGCCUUCCGCUUCAUGAGCGACCACUACCUGCAGGUGCUGCGCGAGCCUGCCGUCUACGGGCGCCUCAGCGGAGCCGAGCGGGACCUCAUCCUGCGGCGCCGCCUGGAGGCCGGCAAGGCCUGCCUGCUGCUGGCCGAGGUGAGCGACGCCUUCGAGCGGCUCAGCGCCAGCAGCCGCCCGCAGAGCCGCGAGAGCAGCCGCCCGCAGAGCCCGUCCUCGGUGGUGUCCCUAGAGGACGGCGGCGCCCUGCUCUACAGCUACCAAGAGGCGGCCCAGGAGUGGAGCGUCCUCACCCGCCUGCCCGAGGAGGCCAACGCCAAGGGCUGCGCCAUGUGCGUCCUGUAUAACUACCUUUUCUUAGCCGGCGGGAUCUCCAGCGGCCCCGGCGACCAGCGGCCCAAGCUGUCGGACAAGGUGUUUUGCUACAACCCCUUAACUGAUACCUGGAGCCAGGUGAAGCCCAUGGGGCAGGCCCGCUCUCAGCUGAAGCUCCUGGCCCUGGACGGGUAUCUCUACGCGGUGGGUGGGGAAUGCCUUUUUACGGUGGAGAAGUACGACCCCCGGGCGGACCGCUGGACCCCUGUGGCCCCUUUGCCCAAGGGGGCUUUUGCCGUGGCUCACGAGGCGACCACGUGCAACGGGGAGAUCUACGUGUCUGGGGGCUCCCUUUUCUACCGGCUCCUCAAGUACGACCCCAAGCGGGACGAGUGGCAGGAGUGUCCUUACAACAGCAGCCGGCGCCGCUCGGCUGACAUGGUGGCCUACAAGAGCUUCAUUUACCGUUUUGACGUGAGCAGCAGUCGCGGGGAGCAAGGGCAGGGGGCUGGAGUGGAAGUCUUCCAGUACAACACGGUGGCCAAGCACUGGCGUCAGUGCUCGUCCUUCCGCCCCACCAGCAGCCCGGUUCAGCCCUUUCGCUGUGCCGCGUUGGGCAGCACCGUCUAUUGUGUCAACCGGACUGGGAUGCUGAGCUUCAACUUGGCUCAGAAUGGCGAGGUGGAAGCGGACGGGGGACUUAAAGGCACCUUUGACACAGAACUGCUCAAAGCUCCCUUCGAUGCGAAAGGUCUCCUCCUCCCGUUUGUGCUUAUUCUCCCAGAGAAGGAGAAAAUGGGGGAGCCAGAGAGUCCUCUGUCGUUGUGAGAGCUGACCUGAGGUUCGGUUCACUGCUUAGCAUGCAGUUUGUCCCCUUUAUCUGUGAUGUCAACAGUGUAGGGCUUUUACUGAAGCGUGGAUGAGGGCUGGCACAAGCUCUCCGGUCUUGGGUGGUGAUGAUGGUCGGGCUCCAAAGGCAAUAGAAGAAGUAGCAGAAGCUAAUCCGAGGUGGAAAGGCAGCAGUAUGUAACAACUCCUUUGAGGCUAUAGGAGCAAAGAGGAGACCAUUGUCAAAAAUAUCCUUAAUUCAUGCAUGCACGCACCACCAUGGGGGAUUAUUGUGUUCCACCUAAAAGUGUUGGCUAGCUGUUCAAAGGCUUCUUUACUGCACUUCAUGUAGGAAAGAAUUCAUCUCUUGGCACUCAUGUCAACCAGCCAGUGAAAAGCUGCUAAAACAGAUUUAAUUGUUGUAAAUGUAUCUGCGUUCCUUUCCAAUCUAGAAGUAUGUUGGAUCUAUGUAAAAACCAGGAAACAGUCCAUUUUUUUAAAAAAAAAAAAUCAGUUAUGGCAAUGUUCCCUUUGUACAUAGUCAUCUUCGAAAAGAGAUUCUUCCAGGCACUGUCUGCUUGGUCUUCUUGCUCUUGGAUGCAAGAAAGGAGCCACUGGAGAACUAGGAGCAUAUAAUGUGGGAAGAGAUCUGUAGGCCAUUUUGGAAGUUUAAUAGGCAAAAAAACAAAGUUCUUGUAUGAAAAAGCAAUAGGUGAUCAUCCACGUCAUAAUCUUUUCUGGUUUGCAUUUUUAAGUUUAAUGAAAUCUUUGGUGAAGACAUGGUAUUGUGCAGCCUCAGGAAGUUGCAACAAUUGUACAUGAUUUGACAGAAGCAAAACUUAAGGUUUGAAACAAGUAACAUUUCUCCCAUUUGUAUAUGUUGGAAAAAGAAGGAAAAUGGCGGGGAAAAAGCACCAAUAUAUCUGUUCUGGGUUUGCUUCUUUUUUUUAAUGUGCAACUUUUUUUAGACAAAAUCAGAAAUAUAUAUUAUCAGUUUUAGUCUUAACAUACAUUUGUGUUUUUUAAACAUAGUUUUGCACUGUAAUUUGCAUAUUCAAAUAUUUACAAAUUGUCAGGAAUGAACAUAUCGAUGAAAUUUCAUUAAGGGAGAUUUUUGUUUGCAAAAGAUUACUAUUACUAUCUUCUGCAGAUCAGUAUCCAUCAAGGUAAACCAACUGUGGCUUACUCAAAAUGUAUUGAAAGACUUCACUUUUUUGUCCAGAAUCUUUUAAGAAUUUGUUCUUCUGUUACUCAGAUAAGAAAAUGAAUAAUUUUUAAGCGAACUGAUUUCCGUUUUACACUGAUAGUUUGCUGGAUUGUAAAUGAGACUGGUUUUAUUUUAGUUAAUAAUUUACUUGUCAAGUUCAUUAUAUAUAGAGGUCAUAUCCUUUUUAUUCUUAAAUCCUUUGUUGAGUCAUUGCUUACUAAGCAGCCUGUUUUGAAAAGGAAAGCAUCAACUUUCAUACUUGUAGGCAUCUGGAAUAGAAAUAUUUUCAGUUAAUUUAUCUUUAUUUAAUUCUAUCAGUUGCCUUCCAAAAUGCUGCCACAAUGAAUUUUUCAAAUUAUGAGUGGCACAGCUGACACUUCAUAUCCAAUCAUCGAUUGGACUCACAUGCCAUGUUGAGCCACAAAUUGACUAAUCAUGGUUAGUUGACUUAAAUAAAGUAUUGGUUGGUUCAUAGAUCACACUAAGAGUGGUGUGAAGAUUGUAAUGGUUAGGUUUACAUAUCAUGAUAAGCCAGAACCAAGCAAUUCAUGUCAUAACC
Messenger RNA from Protobothrops mucrosquamatus (brown spotted pit viper), 3458 nucleotides. RefSeq names its product kelch repeat and BTB domain containing 11 (gene KBTBD11). NCBI's taxonomy places the organism in Eukaryota, Metazoa, Chordata, Lepidosauria, Squamata, Viperidae. The record is from RefSeq and is a predicted model, not a curated record. Bases 1 to 1692 code for a protein of 563 amino acids. Gene Ontology annotation, molecular function: protein binding. The transcript is spliced from 2 exons.